AUGGUAUACAUGGGACUCGCGGGGCAAUACUUCUCGGAGCUGGAUCCAAAUUUCGAUGGCCCUCCUAAAGCAGUCGAUCCAGCAGUCCGUGCCCGCAAACUUGUGGGUAUGGAACGCCGUGACGUCAUACUGACAGCAGUUUUCGGAACAGUCGGUGCCCUCGCAAUUCUAGUAGGACUCGCAUUAGCAAUGUGGCUCUAUCUACGCGCCAGGAAGUCCAAGCAACGGGACGACGAUCUCGAGGACCAAAACGACAAUGGCGACGGCUCGAGCCAGCAACAAACUACCAAGAAAAAUGGUUUUCUGAAUCUGAAGACGCCUCUGAUCAGCACGAAGGCUCUUGGAGCGCAAUUAGAGACGACCGGUAGUCCCUCUAGCAAGUCUCCGGCAGGUGGUAGCGGCGGACCCGCGAGCGGCGCGGCAGGAGCAACAGCGGCACCAGGAAGCGGCGCCAGCAAUGCCGGAAGCGCGGAACCCCGUACACCCACCACCGGGCCGCAGAACAAGCAACUGCAAAAUGUCAAAGGAGAUCACCCCUCGAAAGCGUUUCUACAGAGCAGGUCCAUCUCCUUGGUCGACAUGUACAUCGAUAAUUCGGAACCGAGCGAGAAUGUUGGCCAGAUCCACUUCAGUCUCGAGUACGACUUCCAGAACAGCACGCUCAUUCUGCGCAUCAUACAGGGUAAAGACCUGCCGGCGAAGGACUUGUCAGGCACUUCCGAUCCGUAUGUACGUGUGACGCUGCUACCGGAUAAGAAACACCGACUCGAGACGAAAAUCAAAAGGCGCACGUUGAAUCCGAGAUGGAACGAGACGUUCUAUUUCGAAGGUUUUCCCAUACAGAAGCUGCAGAGCAGGGUAUUACAUCUACACGUCUUCGACUACGAUCGAUUCUCGAGGGACGACUCCAUAGGGGAAAUGUUUCUGCCGCUUUGCCAGGUCGAUCUAUCCGAGAAACCAUCGUUUUGGAAGGCUCUUAAGCCGCCGGCUAAAGAUAAAUGCGGAGAACUCUUGUGCUCGCUGUGCUAUCAUCCGAGUAAUUCCAUAUUGACGUUGACUCUCUUGAAGGCGAGGAAUCUCAAAGCUAAGGAUAUCAACGGAAAAUCAGAUCCGUACGUCAAGGUGUGGCUACAGUUUGGCGACAAGAGGAUCGAGAAACGCAAGACUCCUAUUUUCAAAUGCACCUUGAAUCCAGUAUUUAACGAGGUAUUCUCCUUUAAUGUACCUUGGGAGAAGAUCAGAGAAUGCUCUUUGGAUGUAAUGGUGAUGGAUUUCGACAACAUUGGACGAAACGAACUGAUCGGUCGAAUUCAGCUCGCAGGAAAAAAUGGAAGUGGCGCGAGCGAAACGAAACAUUGGCAGGACAUGAUCACGAAGCCGAGGCAGACAAUUGUGCAGUGGCAUCGCCUGAAGCCCGAGUAA
Wasmannia auropunctata (little fire ant) is the source of this 1422-nucleotide messenger RNA. RefSeq names its product synaptotagmin-7 (gene Syt7). Gene Ontology annotation, cellular component: synapse; membrane; axon. The transcript has 10 exons. Gene Ontology annotation, molecular function: phosphatidylserine binding; clathrin binding; calcium ion binding. The record is from RefSeq and is a predicted model, not a curated record. The coding region runs from base 1 to 1422 and encodes 473 amino acids. Lineage: Eukaryota; Metazoa; Arthropoda; Insecta; Hymenoptera; Formicidae. Gene Ontology annotation, biological process: regulation of calcium ion-dependent exocytosis; regulation of dopamine secretion; vesicle fusion.